AUGUCCAAUGGCACCAAGGAACCCACCCUCCGGUUUGCAAGUGGGCUUAUUCUGCCUCCCCCAGAAAUCAAAUGUGAGGGUCUCGUCGCCCCCGGGGUCCGUGCAUUACCAGCUAACAUCGAUUCUGUAGCUGUUAUUGACAGGACUGCUCUGUUUGUGGCCCGCUCUGCCAACCCGCCGAUGUUCGAAGACAAAAUUCGCGAAAACCAGCGUCAGGAUCCCAAGUUCUCGUUCCUCAACCCUGCCGACCCUUAUCAUGCUUACUAUAGGCAUCGAAUGGACAGAAUAUCUGCUGGUGAGGAAUUGGAGGAGGUUCAACCCGAAAAGGAAAGGACCGAAGGUGUGGAGAUAGCUAAACCACCAGAGGACGUCGGGGUCGAGCCUCCUCAACCCCAAUUCGUUCUGGACAUACCCAACAUUACUUCCAUUGAUUUGGACACCAUGAAAUUGACUGCUCUCUUCACCGCCCGACGCGGGCGCGGCUUUCUGGCUGCUCUUUCGCAAAGAGAGGGUCGGAAUUACCAAUUUGACUUCUUACGUCCAAAUCAUUCGCUCUUUGGCUAUUUUAACCGUCUUGUAGAACAGUACCAGAAAGUACUGUACCCGAGCAAGGAAAUGUUGGCCCAGCUCCAUGAACGGGCGCAGGAGGGUGCCCAAUGGAAAGCCCUCGAACAGUCCAGGAAAUAUGCACGGUGGGAGCGGCUGAAGCAGGAGAAGGACAAAAAGAGGCAAGACGAUCAGGAGGCCGAGAAACUCGCGUUUGCGGAAAUUGAUUGGCACGACUACGCUAUAGUCCAAACGAUUGAAUUCACUGCGGCAGACGCAAACACAGAAUUGCCUCCGCCGAUGAGUCUCCAAGAGGUUGAAAACAUGACAUUGGCGCAAAAGAGGAUGGCCGCGAUGAUAAUGGAAAACACGGCAGAUGAGAUAGAGGCACACCGCGCAAGACAAGCUGCUGCAGAAGCAGAAGCAGCCGCUGCGGUAGGCUCGGCUGGUGCUGCUGUGGUUACAACAACAGAUAAUUUGGACGAGGACGCAGCCAUGGAAGAAAGUGAAGAUGAGGAUGAGGAAGCGCAGCGCAAGAAACGAGAAGAAGAAGAGAGAAUGAGAGAGUUGGAGCGCGCCAAGGCCAUCCAGGCCAGUGCUAACGUUGCGGGUCCGAUGAAGAUCAAGACGGACUACGUUCCAAAGCUCGGCUCUAAGAAGAAUGCGACACUCACGACUUGCGCCAUUUGCGGCCAGCAAAUUCCAGUGGACGAACUCGACGAGCACAUGCGGAUUGAGUUGCUGGAUCCCAAGUGGAAAUCUCAGAGGGAUGCUUUGGAAGCUCGCAAAGUACAGGCUUCGGAGCUGAUGCGCGGUGCGAACGUCGUCACGUCGCUCAAAAACCUUGCAAGCACGCGUGUCGAUAUAUUCGGUACAGGGGCCGAUGAAGAACGUAGGAAGAGAGAGGAAGAGGAAGAACGUGCUCGUCGCAAAGAAAGAGAGAAGGUUGUGUGGGACGGUCAUACGGCGACCAAAGUCAGCACGAUGGACAAAUACUCGACGAAUGUCAACUUUGACGAACAAAUUGCUGCAAUUCACCGUGCAAAGGGCCUUGGCCCACAAGAACCUAAUGCUAUUGGUCCGGGCAUUGGCCCUGCUGCCGCUCCACCUCCCCCGAUAACCACCCUCCCCCCGCCACCCGCCUCGCUACCUGCUCCUCCUACUCAAGCGACAACCGCUAAUCCAAACUUUGCUACCGCUACUGUGUCAUCCGGACCUCAGCCGGCGUCAGCGUUUCAGCCACCUCCGGUCAUGCUUCCCCCACUUCAUUACCAGGGUCUCGACGCUGUGCAGCCGUUCGGGUUCCAGCCUCCACCUCCUGGCAUGCAUCCUCCACGCAUGCCAGGGCCACCGCCACAGACAGGGACGGUGCGAAGCGCUGACCAAGUCGAAGGGCUUGAGGAACAACCCCAGGUUAAGAGACAAAAGAUUGCUAAACUUCCAGGAGGGGCACUCUACCCUGAAGCAGACUGGAUCGCCAUGCAUCCCUACACUAUAUCGCUUAGCAUCCAACUUCCCAGCGACCCUUCGAAGCCGGAGUGGAAGUUGGACGGACAAGUUGUGACGGUGUCUGACCUUCCGCUCACGCUUCUUGUAUCCACUCUCCGUGAUCGCUUCCUGCAAACCACGGGGAGCACCUUACCUGCCUCGAGAAUUCGGUUGUCGUUCAUGGCCAAAAUGUUGACUAAUUCCAACACCAUUGCGUUCUACAAUCUGGAGGAUGAGGAUCUCAUAGUACUAAGCGUGAGUGCGGAGAAGAAGAGGAGAUGA
Molecule: messenger RNA, 2316 nt
Organism: Pisolithus orientalis
Lineage: Eukaryota; Fungi; Basidiomycota; Agaricomycetes; Boletales; Pisolithaceae
Product: Pre-mRNA splicing factor PRP21 like protein-domain-containing protein
Exons: 4
Coding region: 1-2316 (771 amino acids)
Biological process (GO): mRNA cis splicing, via spliceosome; regulation of alternative mRNA splicing, via spliceosome
Cellular component (GO): U2 snRNP; catalytic step 2 spliceosome; U2-type prespliceosome
Molecular function (GO): RNA binding; protein binding
Source: RefSeq, a predicted model, not a curated record